AUGCGCGAGCUUGUGGCGGUCACGGCAGCCUUCAGGUGGGACACCUGGCGGAGGGCCGCAUCCCGCUCAAGGAUGGCCCCGAGGAAUAAUUUCAAAAUCUCGAAUGCUCAAGCCCUUAACGCCGUCCAAGCAACUCAAAUUGGCGCCGUCCGUGAGACUGAGUGCCUCGAUGCACUUGGUGAUGAGCAAUGCCUCAGUCUCCACCUCCGGCAUGAGGGAGAAGGUCGAGUCGAGCACCACAUAGAGAUACUCUUUGUUGAUAGUGAUUUCACUGCAAAAGUACUCCUCAGUUAUGGCCUGCAAGUUAUGGUCACCCGUAGUCAUUCCGAGGAGAUGGGCCGCCGUGCAAAGGGCCGCCACGUUGAAAGGGGUUAA
Molecule: messenger RNA, 375 nt
Organism: Striga asiatica
Lineage: Eukaryota; Viridiplantae; Streptophyta; Magnoliopsida; Lamiales; Orobanchaceae
Source: the annotation of a GenBank genome assembly